Messenger RNA from Microthlaspi erraticum, 651 nucleotides. The record is from the annotation of a GenBank genome assembly. NCBI's taxonomy places the organism in Eukaryota, Viridiplantae, Streptophyta, Magnoliopsida, Brassicales, Brassicaceae.
AUGGCAGCGAAAAUCUCUCAGCUUGCUUGUUUCUCCUCCACCAAUCGCCAAUUUCACUUCCAGAGCCGAUCGUUUCCUUGCCUUCGGUUUCGUCCCGAGUCUUUUGUGGUUAGAAGCGUUGAUGGCAAUACCUCAGAGACGCCAGCUUCUCUAAGCUAUACAGCUGAGGUUUCGAAACCUUUUGUUGAGAAAACACCGAGACCGUAUUCAACUGUGGAUGAAGCUGCUACCAGUAAAGAGAUCAUCACAGAGCCAAAAAGAGCAGCAAAGAUCCACGACUUCUGUUUCGGCAUUCCUUAUGGUGGUCUCGUUAUGAGUGGAGGGCUUCUUGGAUUUGCGUUUUCUCGAAAUCUUACAAGUUUAAGUACUGGUGUCCUCUAUGGUGGUGGCCUUCUAGCUCUUAGUACAUUGAGCCUAAAGAUUUGGCGACAGGGAAAAUCUAGUUUCCCUUAUAUACUAGGCCAAGCAGUGCUUUCAGCUGUCGUCUUCUGGAAGAACUUCACAGCUUAUUCUAUGACUAAGAAGCUGUUUCCUGCAGGGGUUUUUGCUUUCGUCAGUGCUGCCAUGUUGUGUUUCUAUUCAUACGUGGUGCUCUCUGGAGGAAACCCACCUCCAAAGAAAUCCAAACCAUCUGCUAGUCCUUCAUACUGA